AUGUCAGCAUCUAAGGCUAAAGGUACUCGACGUAGAAAGUUCGAUCAAAGAAGUAGAAGUGGAUGUGCUACUUGUAAGAAACGUAGAGUGAAAUGUGAUGAAGUUCACCCUCUGUGUUCAAAUUGUACUAGAUUAUCCUUAACUUGUGAGUAUAACCAACAAUUACUUUGGCACGAAGAUGCCUUGGAAAGAGGUAUAUCAUUUGGAAGAUCUAAGAAGUAUCAAGUUAUUAAGGACCAACGAUCCAAGAAAGAAUCAAGCCAGAAACUUGAGUUGACCUUGUCUGAAUUAAGUCAACAGAAUGAAGUGUGGGUUCAGGUUAAUGAUGAGAUAAUCUUCAUAAAUACCUUGAUUAAGGAUUUCAACCCUGAAAGGAAACAAACUCAUAUUUCCGAGAAAUUCAAAGGUAUGAUGGAAAUAUAUAGUCAGUUGGAUACUGCCAAAGAACCUAGAUUUUUCGAAGUGUAUGAUGAUUUCGAUACUCAAGGUCUUGAGAUCAAUAGUGAUUUCUUGGUAGAUAAUGCCAUGGAAUUACCCAGUCAAAGUCUUUCACCAUUAUUUAAUUCCUUACCGAGUAUUCCGUUGGCUUUUGAUUUCGAUAAGGAGAACUUUUCAAAAGAACUUCAAGCUUAUGAUUAUAUGAUCAAUAAGAUCUUCCCUAAUUGUAUUUGUUAUGGAGGAGAUUUCAAAACGGUUGAAAAUCCUUACUUAAACUAUUUGGUUCCAAUUUCUACCAAUUCCAGCAUCUUAUUCAAGACCUUGAUCUAUUAUAGUACUCAGGUAUUCUCAUCCAUCAACAAUGAGUUCAAAGAAAUCUCCAUCAAAUACAGGAAUGAAGUGUUGAAAGAUUUACCAGAACUCAUCAGAUUUAAACAGUUGAUAGAUAUCGAAGACUGGGAAGAUGUAUUUGGGGUGAUUGUGAUACUUUGUAGUUCCAAUAUCUCCUCAGAUUGUGAUAUGCAAUGGGUUAUCCAUUCAGAUGGUGGGAAGAAGAUGUUAAACAAAAUGUCAAAAACUACAGAUCCUUUCAAGAAAUUCUGUAUAAGAUAUUUGACAGUGCAUGAAGUGUUCAGAGAUACUAUCGUACAAAAUCACGAUAAUUUCAAGUACUCUGAUCAUGAUUUAUUCAAAAACGAUCACGACGAUAAUAUUGACGUCAUGUUAGGUUGUUCUAUCAGUUUGGUCAAAACUGUAGACGAUAUAACGAAAUUGGGAGAAUAUUACGAAUCUCUUGAGUUUGAAACUUCCAGAAAUAGAGUUAUGUUAGAAAAGCUUAUCCUUGACAAGCGAGAUGUGUUGGUAAAAGAUUUGAAGAAAUUGAAACAAAAUUUCAAGGGAAAGAUUGAUAAGAAUACUUAUGGUAUUAUAACCGUGGCAGACAUCAAGCAAUUAUCAACAAGAUUAUACUUAUUGGCUAGAAUUGAUUUAUUCUAUUGUAAGUUGAAUAAAACCAAUGUCAAUAAGAUUUAUAAUCAGAUUAAUGGAUUAAUCGUGGAAAUUGUUGACAAACUUAAGUCCUUGGAUUAUUGUACCAUGUCUAUCACUUGGCCCUUAUUCUUAAUUGGAGUAGUGGGGAACAAUUUGGAUGAGGAAAUCAAAUGGUUCAUCAUGAAGAAGUUUUCAGAGAUGGAGAAUUUAAGAGGUUUAGCCAAUAUCAAGUUGGCAAGGAGUAACGUGGAAAGCGUGUGGAAAUACAGAGAAUUAAAUGAAGAUAAAUUAUUGACUUGGAAAGAGUUGAUGGAUUUCAAUAGUGAUACUCUUAGUUUAGCUUAG
Yamadazyma jaroonii is the source of this 1773-nucleotide messenger RNA. The record is from the annotation of a GenBank genome assembly. NCBI's taxonomy places the organism in Eukaryota, Fungi, Ascomycota, Pichiomycetes, Serinales, Debaryomycetaceae.